Oncorhynchus keta (chum salmon) is the source of this 3909-nucleotide messenger RNA. RefSeq names its product serine palmitoyltransferase 2-like. Gene Ontology annotation, molecular function: serine C-palmitoyltransferase activity; pyridoxal phosphate binding. Bases 94 to 1884 code for a protein of 596 amino acids. NCBI's taxonomy places the organism in Eukaryota, Metazoa, Chordata, Actinopteri, Salmoniformes, Salmonidae. The record is from RefSeq and is a predicted model, not a curated record. Gene Ontology annotation, cellular component: serine palmitoyltransferase complex. The transcript is spliced from 14 exons. Gene Ontology annotation, biological process: sphingosine biosynthetic process; ceramide biosynthetic process.
UCUCAUAUUGGGUAUUUGCAGUUUCUCCAGACACAGAGAGAAGAGAGGUCCCGGGCACGUAACUAUUACAAACCUGGAUAUUCAGGCGAAUAAAUGCCACCAAGUAUGACCAAGAGCUCGGCGAAUAAACUGACAAAUGGAGAUGUUUUCCACCGGACAUCCAACGGUAAGACAUCAUCGAGAAGGAACGGUUUCGUGAAGAAUCAUUGCUUGUUCCAACAACCGCAACAGAAGAAUCGGCGCCCGAGUGAGAACAACCAUGUUGUUCGUAACGCCAGCCUGUACAACAAAGCGUUUGUGGAGCAGUUUGAGGAGACUCCUCUGCUUGUGGCGGUUCUCACAUACAUGGGCUAUGGGAUCCUCACCAUCUUCGGGUACCUGCGGGACUUCCUCCGGCACUGGGGCAUGGAGAAGUGCCAUGUAGCCAGAGAAAGGGAAGAGCAGAAGGACUUUGUUCCACUGUACCAGGACUUUGAGAACUUCUACACCCGGAAUCUAUACAUGCGUAUCCGUGACAACUGGAACAGGCCGAUCUGCAGUGUUCCAGGAGCCAAGAUGGACCUGUUGGAGAGGGCCUCCAAAGACUACAACUGGACCUUCCAACACACAGGCAAGCUGGUGAAAGACGUGAUCAACAUGGGUUCAUAUAACUACCUGGGCUUUGCUGAGAACACUGGGAGGUGUGCCGACGCUGCCACAGAGUCCACCCACCACUAUGGCGUUGGAGUGGGUAGCACCCGCUAUGAGAUGGGUAACCUGGACAUCCAUGAGGAGUUGGAACAGCUGGUUGCUAGGUUCCUGGGGGUGGAGUCAUCUAUGGCCUUUGGGAUGGGCUUCGCUACCAACUCCAUGAACAUUCCAGCUCUGGCUGGGAAGGGCUGUUUGAUCCUGAGUGAUGAGUUAAACCAUGCCUCUCUGGUGCUGGGCGCUCGGCUGUCUGGAUCCAUCAUCAGAGUCUUCAAGCACAACAAUAUGGUGAGUCUAGAGAAGCUGUUGAGAGACGCCAUCGUCCACGGCCAGCCCAGAACACGCAGGCCCUGGAAGAAGAUCCUCAUACUGGUCGAAGGAAUAUACAGUAUGGAGGGAUCCAUCGUGCGUCUGCCUGAGGUGAUAGCCCUGAAGAAGCGCUACAAGGCCUUUCUCUACCUGGACGAGGCCCACAGCAUCGGGGCACUAGGACCUCGUGGUGGAGGGGUGGUCGACUACUUUGCUCUGGACCCCAAAGAUGUUGACAUCAUGAUGGGAACGUUCACUAAGAGCUUUGGUGCUGCUGGAGGGUAUAUCGGAGGAAAAAGGGAGUUGAUAGACUACCUGCGGUCCCACUCCCACAGUGCUAUCUACGCCACCUCCAUGUCCCCUCCUGUGUCCCAACAGAUCAUCACUUCUAUGAAGAUUAUCAUGGGGGAGGACGGUACCACUCUGGGUGUGGUUCGUCUGAGGCAGUUGUCAGAGAACACUACGUAUUUCAGGAGGAAACUCAGAGAGAUGGGCUUCAUCAUCUAUGGCAACGAUGACUCUCCUGUUGUACCCAUGAUGCUCUACAUGCCCGCCAAGAUCGGGGCGUUCGGUAGGGAGAUGUUGAAGAGGAACAUUGGGACGGUGGUGGUUGGCUUUCCGGCCACGCCCAUCAUAGAGUCCAGGGCCAGGUUCUGUGUGUCUGCUGCCCACACCAGAGAUAUUUUGGACACGGCGUUGGAGGCCAUCAGUGAGGUAGGAGAUAUAUUACAGCUGAAGUAUUCUAGACACCAGAGACGUCCUCAUCUCCCCUCUUCCCUGGGUUCAUGGUCGUCUGAGGAGAGUCUGCUCCAGGAGCCCAGCCACGUCAAGCCUUCUGUCAUCUCGUCACCCAAUCACAGAGCUGCUUUCUAUAUGUCCUUAUUUUGAAACCCCUUCCUAUGGAUACCCUCUUUAUAAGGUAUCAUAAGUGCAUCCAUAAUGCCUUAUGAGCUAUGUAUAUUGCAUUAUAAUCCUUAUGAGCUAUGUAUAUUGCAUUAUAAUCCUUAUGAGCUAUGUAUAUUGCAUUAUAAUGCCUUAUGAGCUAUGUAUAUUGCAUUAUAAUGCCUUAUGAGCUAUGUAUAUUGCAUUAUAAUGCCUUAUGAGCUAUGUAUAUUGCAUUAUAAUGCCUUAUGAGCUAUGUAUUAUGCAUUAUAAUGCACAAAAUAGGUUUAAUACCGGACGUUUUUCUAUUUAUUGCAAAUUCCCUAUAGUAUUUCAAUCUGCCUUGUUUUGGGGAAGAUGUUUCUAAUAUAGUAUCUCUGACAUUUCUUCAGUGCAAGUACUACUGAUGGGCAUUGGAAAUGCAAAGAUGAUGUAGCCUUACUGAAACGAUGGGCUUUACGACUGGCUAGCGACGGGCUUUACGGCUGGCUAACGACGGGCUUUACGGCUGGCUAACGACGGGCUUUACGGCUGGCUAACGACGGGCUUUACGGCUGGCUAACGACGGGCUUUACGGCUGGCUAACGACGGGCUUUACGGCUGGCUAACGACGGGCUUUACGGCUGGCUAACGACGGGCUUUACGGCUGGCUAACGACGGGCUUUACGGCUGGCUAACGACGGGCUUUACGGCUGGCUAACGACGGGCUUUACGGCUGGCUAACGACGGGCUUUACGGCUGGCUAACGGCGGGCUUUACGGCUGGCUAACGGCGGGCUUUACGGCUGGCUAACGGCGGGCUUUACGGCUGGCUAACGGCGGGCUUUACGGCUGGCUAACGGCGGGCUUUACGGCUGGCUAACGGCGGGCUUUACGGCUGGCUAACGGCGGGCUUUACGGCUGGCUAACGGCGGGCUUUACGGCUGGCUAACGGCGGGCUUUACGGCUGGCUAACGGCGGGCUUUACGGCUGGCUAACGACUGCUUGGUUUGAAGGAAGCGUCUUUUUACCGCCGACUGUCUCAAGGAUUCUUCUUAUCUGAUAUGAUAUUCCAGAAUUAACUGAUUUUGUUUUGGCUGGCUUGUAUAUUUGUUAUUUUAUUUUGUGUAAAUUAUAUAUUUGAUUUUCAAUGGGACAACCUAUGGGUCAUUUCAAGUGUAAUAUUGUGAUAAGUCAAAUAUCCGGUUUGUAGUUGAGGUGUGUGAGUGUAGAAAUGUAUCGAACAGAACUGAGGCUAGCACUGUGAUCAUUCCACCACUACAAGCUCCUGACAUUUUAAAGUGUCUAGAAUUUGUUUAACAGUAAAACUGAAACCUUGUUGAUUCUGCAUUGUAUUUAGUUCAAGCUGGGUGGGCCCAUGUAGUUAGUCUCUCUUGGUCCCGAAUGGCACUCUUUUUCCUAUAGUGUACUACUUUUAACCACAGCAUUAGCCAAAUGUAGUGCACUAUAUAGGCAAUGGGGCACAAUUUGGGAUGCCUACUCAGUAUCCUGUUCCCAUCUCUAUUGAGACAGGAUGUGAUUGCUGAUAUCCAGCAACAUGAUCUCAGGAAGGCUUUUUACAUUUCUACAAAGCAAAUAACAUUUUGCUUCAUAUGUCAUUAAUCACUGGCCCAUUUUGUUUUUUAAGUAAAUGUGUUUUUAAAAUGAAAAGAUUAAAAAGUUAUUUGAUGUAAAAUGACAUUGUUUAACCAGCAAUGGGAGAGAUUUGUGAACUGACCUACUAUGUACGCGGCUGUAUAAAUCCUGUAUGUUAUCAGUAGGCUUUUACCCUUGGCAAGUUCAAUGUUUGGAGAUAGUUAGUGUUGAAAGAUAAACCAUUUGAGGUUUUUGAAGCAAUGGUGUGUGUUAAACCGUGCUGUUGGAAACGGUGCUGAGAUUAAAUCUGUCUUUGUUUGUAUCAAGCUCUAGGUUAGCUUUGUCUUUUGGCAAAGGUCUAUAUACAUACGCACGAUGUGUAAUGUCAUCUAUCGGAAAGUCUUUACAGAAUGAAUACCAUUAAAUGACUUACAACCUGUUUGUAUCUUAAAGAAGA